Molecule: messenger RNA, 2590 nt
Organism: Loxodonta africana (African savanna elephant)
Lineage: Eukaryota; Metazoa; Chordata; Mammalia; Proboscidea; Elephantidae
Product: synaptonemal complex protein 3-like
Exons: 8
Coding region: 1234-2091 (285 amino acids)
Biological process (GO): meiotic cell cycle; spermatid development
Cellular component (GO): synaptonemal complex
Source: RefSeq, a predicted model, not a curated record
AUGAGAGACCCCACCAGGAAUUUUGAGAACUCAGUGUUCUUCCUAUGGCUUCUGGAUCCUUCUCCUGUGUGCUUCCCAAACUUUCUUGGAGGGAGUGCCCUGGACGUCUUUUGUGGUACCCUUUGAGACAGACUGGUGGUGUCUUCUUUGUGGAAAGCGCUUGAGCGACCCAAGCCUGUCCUCUCCUUCAAAAUUUCCAGCGCCACCUUCAGGGCUCUUCUGUGGGACUUCUCCUCCCCCGAGCGAGCCCUGACCUUUGACCUUGCCACCCGCAAGAAGACUAUGGCUUUUAUUGGAGACUCAGUUAGCGUCUGUAUUUCUGCAAAAACUCAACAACCAAAAAACAAAUAACAGAAUUUAAAAACGGGCAAAGGGGAUAUGCACAGACACUUUACUAACAAAGACUGAUAGAAAUCUACUGGAAUUCGUAGGAUCUGGUUGCCACUGGACCAAAGCAUAAGACGUUUCCUGGACACAUCCAAGCACUUCAAUGGACAGAGAAGUUGGGGCUGGGGCCUGGGGACCAUAGUAUUGGGGGACAUGUAGGUCAAUUGGCAUAACAAAAUUUAUUAAGAAAAUGGUCUGCAUCCCACUUUGGUGAGUGGCAUCUGGGGCCUUAAAGGCUUGUGAGUGGCCAUCUAAGAUGCAUCAAUUGGUCCCAACUCACUAGGAGCAAAGGAGAAUGAAGAACACCAAAGACACUGACUUCCCCCGCAUAAGUGUUUGUAUUUUGGGCACCCAAUGCUGUUGGCUUUAAGGACUGGGAGACAGCACUUCUUCUUAGACCCCUGUCACAGGUGGUAGGUGGAGAGGGUGGAGUUACCAGGCUUGAGGACCCUGCUUAAUGGAUCCAGUGUCAAAUGUCAAGGACCUGAAACUCCACCAUAGAGCUGAUAUAGUUGAACUUAGACUUAAGUUAUAUACCCUGUUGUACUGUGCUAAUGAGGGUCUAUGCUGUUGAAAUCAGGUCUCUGCAGGGGUGAAAGGCAUUGAAUGUCCUUAGACCCAUUAUGCCUGUGUCUAGGCAAACCCUGGCAAAAUAAACCAAUCACGGAAGGACAAAUAUUGUAUGACCUCGCUUCUAUAAAAGGACAAGAAAAGGCAAAGGUACACAGACCAAAGUUUAUUAGUGGUUGCGAGGGGCGGGGCGGGGGAAAAGGAGUUGUGUUUCAUUAACUCCCCUAUGUUUGUGAUUUGCAACUUACAAGUUAAAGGAAGAAAUUGGAAAGCAACAUGUUAACUAUUAAGAACUUGGCACCAGCCUGCAGGUCUGUUUCCGCCAGGGGGCGGGGCUCCGCCGAGGCCCCCCCCACCUCACGCAUGCGCGCUGUGCUGGCCAAUCAGCGCUGCGCCCGCUCAGGCAAGGCUGGCUUGCUCCGCCCCCUCCGGAAGUGCCUCAGAGGAGCUUUCCGGUGGCCAGCUGCCUCGCUCUGGGAGUGUUGCCGCUACAGCCUUUACCUCAGCAAACAGAAUCUAAUUAUGGCACCCACUGGAAGAAAGGGAACGGGGAGACCUGGGAGACGCGUGGUGAAGGAUCAGGAUAGAGAAGCCUCUGGCACGGAAGAUAAAAAAGAUCUGAGUGGUUCUGAGCCGAACGGGAAGGAGGAAGGAAAGAGUCCAGUAACUGAUAAGGAUGGAAGAAAAAGACCAUCUGCAGGAUCAACUGAGGAAGAGCUAGGGGCCGAAGUAGAGAAUAUGUUCGAAAUACUUGGAGGUGACAUCACCAAGGCUCUUCUUGAAAAGAGAAGAAGGUUAGAAACGAAUACCAAUGCUUCUCUCAAACUCAGUAACCAGAAAGUUGAGAAUGCUUGGAAAACAGAAAAAGAGCAAAGGCAGGAUCGUACUGUGCAAUGCUCUCAGCAGCUUUCGACUUUUUUUCAGCAGUGGGAUACAGAUGUGCAGAAAGCUGAGGAACAAGAACAAAGUCUAACUAGCCUCGAGGACCUCGAGAAAAGUUAUGACUCUGCGUUUGAUGAAGCACAAAGUGAACUUAAAGAAGAACUAGCUUUGCUGCAAAAAAAACUUUUAAUGGACACACAUCAGGAAGAGGUGAAAAUUGUUCGAGAGUCCCUUAAAUCCCUGAUACAAUGAUGACUCUUUGAAGAAAGAAUUUGAAUCUAAAUGACAUGACACAAUUGUAACAUUAGCUAUGUGAAGCCACCUUACAGUGGUGUAAACAUUCUACUUUAAAUUACUGCAUCUUGUUAAUCAGUUACCUUGUUUAUUAAGCACAAGACUCCCUUUUUGUUAACCACCAAAGAAAGCCUGAACCGCUAUGUGAGUAGCAACAAUUCCAAAGUCAUGUGUAUGGAGCUUUCAGCCCUUUGGUAGCAAUGGUGACUUUUCCUCCCUUGCGCUGUUAUUUAACUUCUAGCAGUCAAAAUGAUUUAAUUUUAGGUUUUGGCCUUAGAGAACCUGUAUUAGUCCCAAAAGUUAGAAAGCACAUGUAUGGAAGGUUACAUUGUUCUUCCUUACAAAGUAAUAAUAAUAAUAAAGAAUACAAAAUCUAUUUUCUAUGUUCUUUCUUUGGGUGUAUACUCAUUUGAUGAUUGUAAUAAAGGUAAGACUUCAGAAGAAUAUUUACUCUGUC